Messenger RNA from Drosophila navojoa, 1143 nucleotides. RefSeq names its product Tachykinin-like receptor at 86C (gene TkR86C). The record is from RefSeq and is a predicted model, not a curated record. Gene Ontology annotation, molecular function: tachykinin receptor activity. NCBI's taxonomy places the organism in Eukaryota, Metazoa, Arthropoda, Insecta, Diptera, Drosophilidae. Gene Ontology annotation, biological process: G protein-coupled receptor signaling pathway. Gene Ontology annotation, cellular component: plasma membrane.
AAUUAACAUUAUCCGAGACAACGAACGGGUGAUGAUUUGUAAAAUUACUUGGCAGCUAUUAUAACGGAAAGUCGCGUACAGUCUGCUUUAUGAUGUGGCCCGACGGACGUUACCCGACGUCGAUGACCGACUACGUCUACAACUUGACUCUGUUGGUGCUGACCUACGGCAUACCGAUGAUCGUAAUGCUCGUUUGCUACUCGCUAAUGGGCCGAGUGCUGUGGGGCAGUCGUUCGAUUGGCGAGAACACGGAACGCCAGAUAGAGUCGAUGAAGUCGAAGCGAAAGGUCGUCCGCAUGUUCAUCGCCAUCGUCUCCAUCUUCGCCAUUUGCUGGCUGCCCUACCACAUGUUCUUCAUCUAUGCAUACCACAACAACCAGGUGGCAUCCACGAAGUACGUGCAGCACAUGUAUCUCGGCUUUUACUGGCUGGCCAUGUCCAAUGCCAUGGUGAAUCCGAUCAUCUACUACUGGAUGAACAAGAGAUUCCGCAUGUAUUUUCAACGGAUCAUUUGUUGCUGCUGCUUGGGUCUGACGCGCUAUAAGUUUGACUCGCCGAAGAGUAGGUUGGUGAACAAGAACAGCUCGAAUCGAAACACUAGAGUGGAGACCAAAAGUCAGUGGAAGCGCAGCACAAUGGAGACGCAGAUCCAGCAGGUGCCCAUCACAUCGUCGCGGGAGAGGCAGGCGGUGGGGGCAGCACUGAACCACAUGGCCGUAGAGUGCGUCAUCGAGAGGCCAAUGGAUGACAAUAGCUCGCCCAUUUGUCUAUCUAUAAACAACAGUGCGGGCGAGCGUCAGCGAGUGCGAAUUAAAUACAUUUCAUGUGAUGAGGACAACAAUCCGAUUGAGGAAGCAUCCGAGAGCAGCAGCAACCACAGUCAUGGUCACAGCCAUAAUCACAGUCACGGUCGCAGUGGCAGUCACACUCACGCUCACAGAUGCAGUCACAGCCACAGCCAAAAGACGACAGGAACUCAGGAACUGUGAUGGACAAGUUUCAAAGCGGAUUCGCCUUCUUCGAGAGCCACUCAAAAAAGAAAAAGUUUCAUUGUAAAUACGAAUAUUAGCGAGAUUAUAUGAAUUUUUAGAGUCUAAUAAAAUACGUUCUAGUGCAGUCCAUUUUGUACUUACCAAAGCAUCA